Messenger RNA from Ictalurus furcatus (blue catfish), 2781 nucleotides. It is a transcript of the gene scoca, whose product is annotated as short coiled-coil protein a. The transcript is spliced from 4 exons. Bases 247 to 606 code for a protein of 119 amino acids. Gene Ontology annotation, cellular component: trans-Golgi network. Lineage: Eukaryota; Metazoa; Chordata; Actinopteri; Siluriformes; Ictaluridae. The record is from RefSeq and is a predicted model, not a curated record.
GGUCUGGCCUGUUGCUGUGGAGACAUUGAAUAAUUGACAGGGUGCGGCUCAACGGCUUCAGGUGUGCCACGAUAGAGUGUGUGUGUGUGUGUGUGUGUGUGUGUGUGUGUGUAAAAGGCAGACUACAAGACACAGCGAAAGCAAGACCAUAAAAAAAUACGGGAGGUUCUUUAAUGAAUUAUAGAGAAUGCAUUGAUUUAGCUGGAUCUGGGCGAUACACACAGAAACACACACACACGCAGAAAAAUGGAAGGGGAAGUAGACGACGAAGACGGGAUGUUCACCAACAUCUCUCUGGCUGAUGACUCAGCUGACUGUGACUCUGCAGCACUGCGCCCUAAACCAGAGGAGCAGCUCUCCACCAUGAACUGUGACAUGGAUGGAGACAUGGAGAAUCAGGUUGAAGUGGAGGAGAAGACCCGCCUCAUUAACCAAGUGCUGGAGCUCCAACACACACUCGAAGAUCUCUCUGCUCGGGUGGACGCCGUGAAGGAGGAGAACCUGAAGCUGAAGUCGGAGAACCAGGUUCUAGGCCAGUACAUAGAGAACCUCAUGUCGGCCUCGAGCGUGUUUCAGACCACCGACACCAAGAGCAAACGGAAAUAAAACGCACGGGGCGUCGUCUUCCUUCCCAAAACGGAUAGCCAGUCCUCUAACACCGAGGCCAGUGCGUGCCGACGUUCCAGCUUUCACAUGUACACCAAUGCUGAGCUCUGAGUUUAUUUGUCCUGUUUAUAAAUCUUCUUUGGUUCUUUGCCUCACUGCCUUAUCGUCCUGGCAGGUUGUGGAUAACACUCGUGCAGAGAGACGUGCUCUCCGUUUCAAUCUGUGGUCAGAUAUCGACAGCAUUAAUGCACAUCAGCUUCUCUGUAGGUCUUUUAUUAGCUUCUCAACAACCUAUUUGAUCAAAUAAUGCCGUUUACUUUGUCACUAUAUUAUGAUAUGUUAAAAAUGAAAGCACAGAAGAGAAGUGCCGUGUACUCUUUAGCACAGGAAGCUCAACCUGAACGUGCAUGAGGUGCCAUUAUUUAUUCUUCCAAAGAGACAUGCAUGAUUUAAGAAGCCGAUAUUGAUGAUUAUUAGUGAACGAAUGGCAACGAUGAAGAACUAUCAUGGACGAUACAUUUCUACUGUAUUGGGUUUAUUUUGCAUUAACAGUUAGAGGUGGAGUUGGUUGAAAAAAGUCCGUAGAGGCAGAGGCUCCGCUCCAGUAAUUACAGCGCUGGUAAUAAAUAUUCAGAGUCCGUACUCGAGUCUUUAUUGUCGCGUAUACAAAUACAGUACAGUUGCAUUCUUUUAUCCUAGCUUGGGUCAGCCAGCCAUGAUUCAGCUCCUGGAGCCGAGAGUGUUUAAGAGCCUUGCACAAGCACCCAAUAGAGGCACUUUGGCGGUUCGACGCUCGGACCCACAACCUUCUGAUUAGUAGCUGCGAGCUUUAACCACCGAGCCACCGCUGCCCCUGGCACGCGUGCACGUUAGACAUAAGACAGGCCUGUGCAAUCAGGAUGUCGACUACUUUGUAGCCAAGCCAAAUACCCUGGUCCAUGAGAACAACCAUGAACUGACAUAAUUCAUCCCCUAUCUCCAAAAGAUUAUUAGAUUUCCAAAAAAUGAUUACAAAACAUACACUAUAUGGUCAAAUGUAUGUGGACACCUGACCAUAACACCCAUAUGUGGGCCUUCUCCAAACUGUUCCACAAAAUUGGAAGCACGUAAUGGUAUAGAAAGUCUUUGUAUGCUUUAGUAUUAAGAUUUCCCCUCACUGGAACUAAAGGGGGCCAGGAUGAACUGGGAUAGUGACUGUGUGCCAGGCCUUCUCGCAUGACAUCAGGAACGCGCGCAAAAAAAAUCCCACCAGCCACGUUCCAAAAUCGAUUUUUCCACAAUACUGUCUUCCAGUUUCAUUUUUAACUUACAAAUACAGACUGUUGCUACUAACUGGUACAGAGAAACAUUUCCUUGCACAGAGGAGAAGAAAAUACAUUGGCUGUUGUCAUUGUUUCACAGAUAACAGACAGCGACAGGAGUCAGACACUUGCUACGUCAGGGCCGUUAAUCCUUAACUGCUCGGUGCUCAUCUUAUUCACUUUGGUUAACAGCAUCUUCAAAAAUGAAUAAAUACGACUAUAGCGAGAGGUGGCAAGACAACAGUACAGCGAUGCGUAGAAAGGACGACUCGCUUGAGCUGGGAUACGUGAAAAGACAGCGGAGAUGAGGAUGUGAGACGGCACUAAUAAAUGGACCGUCUGGCAUUUAAGCGGUAAAAAGGGAAACGGCGGCCGUGUUGAGUGAUAUCGAUCCCAGAGAGUACUCUGGAUCCACGGGCGCAUUUGAUUUCUGCAAACCACGUAGACAAAGCAGAGCCGGGAAAUAACAACACAGUGACUUUAGAUACGUCUGCUAGCCGUUUCUGGUAAUUGAUGCAGCGCGGUCUCACCAAAUAAACAGAUUUUAGAGCUGCAGUGUAUCCGAGUAAGGUAGAUCUGCUUAGGUUAAAGUAAUAACAUUUUCUGGACAUUAAUUACUGUAGAGAUAAAGAUGUUACAGAUCUUAUAGUGUGACAUACAGAACUCGAGUCAUAAGAAACAUGAUAGAGCUUCAUUGUUACAAAGAACUGGUCAUGUACUACACUAUUUAUUAUUUUUAAUGUACUUUAAUACUGUAUAUGAACAUUUCUUCAGGUAUUAACUUGAGCCUGCACACAUCCAAUGUAGAUAAAGCCUUGCGUGUAAAUUGUACUAUUACAAACUUGUGUUAAUAAACUGUUUUUGCUUUUGCUUA